GACAAGAUCACGGACGAGAGCGGCGAAGUCUUCAUUGCAAAAGCUCGGGUGGCCAUUGUCGACCACGUGAAGAACAACAUGGCCACCUCCCGCGUCAAGCGUCAGAAGAUCUGCAACAACGCCGACGACUUGAACGCUGCGGUGGAGGAUAACCUGAAGUCUAUGGAUCGAUUCUGGCGUACUUUGAAGCUCUCGCGCCCCAUCUCGAUGACGGCCAUUCCGUUUGAAGCGAAGCAGGUGGACACCAUCGGCUCUAACACCUCCGAGUCCAUCACGAACGCCCUCAGCAAAGCGGUCAUGCAGCAAACCGUUCAACAAGAUAUGAUGCAGCAACAGAUACGGCAAGCUCAGGAGGAGGCCGACAUGAUGGAGGAGGUGGCCGAUGACAUGCAGAAGAUUGCCCAGGCGCAGCAGGAGCAGAGUGAGCAGGCCAGGCAAUCACCCAGUGCCCAGAGGACUGCUUACACGACCCUCAAGACGUGCCUGAUCGAGAAGUCGGCGAAGUUGAACUCCAGCAUCGCGAGGUUGCGGAACGACUUCGCGCAGCCCGAGAUGGACCUGUCCGCCAUGGAGGGAGAAGACGCGACGACGACCAAAGAGGCCGCGGGGCCCAUCAAGCUUUCUUGGGGCCAACUCGUGUUUCUACCGAGCCAGGAUAACGCCAAGUUCGAGGCGAAUGCCAAGGAUGCCUUCAACACCUACACUGAGAAUGUGAGAGUGUGGAAGGAGACUUAUCAACUCGACAAGCUUGCCCCCAAUGGUUCCGUCGUCGGUGACUUGGCGAACCUCUUGCAGCCCGCCCUGGAUGACUUCCAACGGUUUUUCUCGAAGGAGGGUCACGCGAAGCCGUUCCGUCUCAGGAUGGCUGAGUGGAGGGCCUUCGCAAAAGGGGUUGAAAAGAAGAACAAGGCGUUGGAGAAGGCCCAAGCAAAGUCGAGCGCGGCCCGCAGUAGGCUCAACGCUGGGGCGGAGCAGGGGGGCGACGAGAGCUACGCGCCAGUGAUCGAGUCCCUCAUGCCCGACGUGCUCGACGGCCACUCACUUGACGGACUGAACGUCAGCGACAAGGUGGCCGACUUCAACCAGACCAAGGCGGUGAAGUUCAAGGUCGAUAACCUCGGCGUGAUAGCAAACACUGGCAAUUACCAGACGCAGGUCAAGUGGGCCAAGGCUACCAUGAGCAACGAUGGCCUCGAUUCGAUGGCCACCGAGAUCUCCAACAAGAAGCUCAACGACGUCGUGGAUAAGAUGUUCGCAGGCAUGGGCUCGCGCAUCAAGCCUGCUUCGAACUUCCUCAUCACGUUCCCCCCAGAGCAUGCGGAGCUGAAGAAGGCGAUCGUUGAUUAUCAAGUAUGUGUUUACGACGGGGGCUACAGUGCAGUGAAGGUGGCGGCGUUCUGUCUCCCAGAGGUGAUUUGCUGCGUCUCUGGAGCCAUCCACCUGGUCGGGUUGAGCCUGGACGCCGUCGACGGAGACACGGUGGCGAAGAAGCUCGAGGCAGUCAACAACUACGACAAGCGCACCGCGAUGAAGAUCGCUGCUAAUCGGGGCUUCGCUUUAACGGUCGAGCAGGGCACAGUCGCAGCCAUUCCAGAGGGCCUUUUGGUUUGCACCUUCGUCGCUGAGGACUCCGACGGUUGCGAUAUGGUGCGCUACAGCUUCAUGCGUCGGGACGACUACGAGGCCUGCCACGUCGCUCUGACGGGAAUGCUGCAGUCCUUCGACUACUUGGCCAGCACCGACUACAAGAUGGUGAAGAACCUGAUGGAGGGCAGCCUGGCG
This is a messenger RNA of Prorocentrum cordatum, 1782 nucleotides long. Lineage: Eukaryota; Dinophyceae; Prorocentrales; Prorocentraceae. The record is from the annotation of a GenBank genome assembly.